AUGUCUGGAAAUAACGAAUUUCAAAGUGUCACUGAAUCGACUACUGCCCCAACCACUAGCAACCCAUACGGUCCAAAUCCUGCGGAUUACCUUUCCAAUGUUAAGAAUUUUCAACUGAUUGAUUCAACCUUGAGAGAAGGUGAACAAUUUGCCAACGCAUUCUUCGAUACCGAAAAGAAGAUUGAAAUCGCCAGGGCUUUGGAUGAUUUUGGUGUGGACUACAUCGAGUUGACUUCACCCGUGGCAUCUGAACAGUCCAGAAAGGACUGUGAGGCCAUCUGUAAACUAGGCUUGAAGGCCAAAAUUCUAACCCAUAUCCGUUGUCAUAUGGACGAUGCCAGAGUUGCCGUACAGACUGGUGUCGACGGUGUCGAUGUGGUCAUCGGUACCUCCAAGUUUCUGAGACAGUAUUCCCACGGUAAGGACAUGAACUACAUUGCCAAAAGUGCUGUGGAAGUUAUUGAAUUUGUCAAAUCCAAGGGCAUCGAAAUUAGAUUCUCUUCUGAAGACUCCUUCAGAAGUGACCUGGUUGACCUUUUGAACAUCUACAAAACUGUUGACAAGAUCGGUGUAAAUAGAGUCGGUAUUGCCGAUACCGUGGGUUGUGCUAACCCAAGACAAGUGUAUGAACUUGUCAGAACUUUGAAAAGUGUUGUCCACUGUGACGUCGAGUGUCAUUUCCAUAACGAUACCGGUUGCGCCAUCGCGAACGCUUACACAGCCUUGGAAGGUGGUGCUAGAUUGAUCGACGUUAGUGUACUGGGCAUUGGUGAAAGAAACGGUAUCACUCCUCUCGGUGGUCUAAUGGCAAGAAUGAUCGUUGCCGCACCAGACUAUGUUAAAUCCAAGUACAAGCUGCACAAGAUCAGAGACAUCGAAAAUCUGGUGGCAGACGCCGUGGAGGUCAAUAUCCCAUUCAACAACCCUAUUACCGGGUUCUGUGCAUUCACUCAUAAAGCUGGUAUCCAUGCCAAGGCCAUUCUAGCGAAUCCAUCUACCUACGAGAUUCUGGACCCUCACGAUUUCGGUAUGAAGAGGUAUAUUCACUUCGCUAACAGAUUAACAGGUUGGAACGCCAUCAAAUCAAGAGUUGACCAACUGAACUUGAAUUUGACAGAUGAUCAGAUUAAAGAAGUCACGGCUAAAAUCAAGAGGCUGGGUGAUGUGAGACCGCUAAAUAUUGAUGAUGUAGAUUCCAUUAUCAAGGACUUCCAUGCCGAAUUGGGUACCCCAAUUUUGAAACCGGUAAAUAAGGGUAUUGAUGACGAAAAUAUGGAUCUUUCUAACGGGCAUGCAUCUAAAAAGGCUAAGGUUGCCAAAUAA
Messenger RNA from Saccharomyces kudriavzevii IFO 1802, 1323 nucleotides. RefSeq names its product homocitrate synthase LYS21 (gene LYS21). The transcript has a single exon. NCBI's taxonomy places the organism in Eukaryota, Fungi, Ascomycota, Saccharomycetes, Saccharomycetales, Saccharomycetaceae. Gene Ontology annotation, cellular component: mitochondrion. The record is from RefSeq and is a predicted model, not a curated record. Bases 1 to 1323 code for a protein of 440 amino acids. Gene Ontology annotation, molecular function: homocitrate synthase activity.